CUCCAACACACAAACACCCCACCCCAAGCUGAAAACUAAAGUAUUCUAUGGCUGGAAAACACAUUGGCUGAGGAAUGCGUUUGCUACAGCAGCACUGAGACUAUGAAAAGGGGUGUCUAGAAAUUGCAUAUAAAGUGUAACUGACAGAAUGGCAGCCACCGUUACUGAGAGCAGCUCUGAGGAUCAAUCCAGACGAAUAUUCUGCAAGAACCCAUUUCUCAAUAUCAAGUUUUUUGUGCUCUGCCAUGGGUUUCUCCAGCUGUCCCAGCUCCUGCUAUCUGGCUAUCUGAAAAGCUCAAUUUCAACAAUUGAGAAGCGGUUUGGCUUAUCCAGUCAGACAUCCGGAUUGCUCGCUUCCUUCAAUGAGGUUGGGAACACAUUGCUGAUAGUCUUCGUAAGUUACUUUGGAAGCAGAGUGAACAGGCCCCGUUUCAUUGGCUGCGGCGCUAUUCUUGUAUCCAUAGCUGGGUUUCUCAUGUCUCUUCCUCACUUUAUAACCGGGCUCUACGAAUAUGACCAGUCCAUUGCCAGUGUGUUCAGCAAUUCUACUGAUCUCUGCCAACCUGCUAUAUCCACCAGAAACCUCAGUGACACAGACUGCACCCCACAUGCCGUGAAAGAAAACCGCGAGGUCCUGCUGAUCCUGUUUAUUGGCCAGGCUUUGCUAGGGAUUGGAGGGGUCCCCAUCCAGCCCUUUGGGAUCUCUUACAUUGAUGAUUUUGCCAGUGAGAGAAACUCACCUCUCUAUUUAGGAAUCCUGUUUGCUCUGACUAUCAUCGGACCUGGCGUGGCAUUCAUGUUAGGAUCUGCCAUUUUGCGCUUUUAUGUGGACAUUGACAAAGUUCCCCCAGAGGAAGUUCAGCUCACUAACAAAGAUCCCCGAUGGGUUGGAGCCUGGUGGCUCGGCUUCCUGGUCGCAGCCACUCUCGUGGCCUUAUCUGCCAUCCCUUAUUUCUUCUUCCCAAAAGAAAUGCCUAAAGAGGUGGUGAAAGGGAGCAAGAGUGAAGUUAAGACGAGCAAAGACUUACUGAACCAGCUUAAAUCCAAAUCGGAAAUCUUGCAAAACCUCUCCUUAACCCAGUUCAUAAGAAUCUUUCCUGUGGUUUUGUUGAGAAAUCUCCGGCAUCCAGUCUAUCUGCUGGUGGUUUUGGCCCAAGUCAAUCUGUCUGCCAUGGUUGCCGGUUUAGCAACAUUCAUGGGCAAAUUCCUGGAGAGGCAGUUCUCUCUCACUGCAUCAUUUGCCAACAUGAUCAUAGGUUCUGUGAACAUCCCCGGGGCAAUGAUUGGAAUAGUGGCGGGUGGCGCCAUCAUGAAGAAGUUCCAAAUGACUCUGAAACAGUGUGGCGGCAUGUGUGUCAUUGGCAUGCUCCUCUGUGUGAUCUUUGCCUUUCCCCUCCUCUUCCUGGGCUGCCCUACGCAGAAAGUUGCUGGCCUGAACUACAGACGAAGCUCUGAUGUUGGACAACACUCUUUUGAAUGUAACAGUAAAUGCAACUGCCUCGAUAAGGCCUAUAACCCUAUAUGUGGGGCUGAUGGGAUUGAAUACAUCUCUCCAUGUUUUGCUGGCUGUGAAGUUGUAAACUCUGAUGUGGUUGAAAAUAAAGUUCUGGUGAGUAAAAUUUUUUUCUUCACUCAGCACUAAAGCCCUGACUUGGCA
Messenger RNA from Chrysemys picta bellii (western painted turtle), 1657 nucleotides. NCBI's taxonomy places the organism in Eukaryota, Metazoa, Chordata, Testudines, Emydidae. The record is from RefSeq and is a predicted model, not a curated record.